Molecule: messenger RNA, 1479 nt
Organism: Cyclocybe aegerita
Lineage: Eukaryota; Fungi; Basidiomycota; Agaricomycetes; Agaricales; Hemipholiotaceae
Source: the annotation of a GenBank genome assembly
AUGCCCCAAAUCACCUAUCUUUUGGUUCAGGAACAAACAUCAACAGCUUACAGGAUCCAUGGCUUGGGAAUCAGCAAAGACAUCCCCAACACUAGCAAAAUUCAGGCGCUCCUCGAUGACGCCGCGGAGGCCGCCUGUGCUCGUAUGGGCUUGGAUUUGGCUCAAGGAGUUACACUCAUCGUGUACAAGGCAUCUGAUUUUCGUGGCCGGUUGCUCAGCGAUAUUAAGAGGGAGCUCGGGGAGAUAAACGAGGAUUUUCUCGAUAACAAGGCUGCCGAAUGCCCUCACCGUGGCGAGUUAUCGCUCCUCGAGGCAGAUGACAAUCAGGGGAAAGUUCUCGUUGUGUUCAAGAUGCGAGUUAAACCUGUGCACCCAAAUCCAUCAACAUAUGAAAGUAUGCAAAGAAAGAGCAACGAGAAGAUUCUCGAUGACCGCCCUGAGCCUGAUGACGAAAUUCCUCCUAUUCCACUUCUGUGCGAUGGUUUUGGCCAUUUCUUGGAUAUCCUGGAUGGCAAUGCAGACAUUCUGGGUCUAGAUAAAGUGGACAGUUCAAAAUUAUGGCUGGAGGUCGACGAGUUUGCGCGCAAUAUGUGUUACUUCUACGCCAUGGAGGAUGACCGGAGGGACAAAGCUCUACCUGCCCUUGACAAAAAUUUCACAGCCCGUAGUGGUGUCAAGAUCCCUACGAUUCACGCAGCUUCCAUUGGUUCUGUGAGGUCGGAUGGGCAUAGUGUCGGAAAGCACGGAGGAGUGGUACUGACCACCAAAUUCAAAAACCGGGUUGCAAGGAUUACUGCAAUUCCUGAAGUAGAGCUCGUGGGGUACGUUGCACGGUCGCACGUGAAGGGAGUGGAGGAGAUGCAAGAACUGUUUGAACGAUGGCGGGUACCCUGUCUUGGUCUGACUGUUGUUGGUUCCAAUGUUAAGUUUUAUGCCAUUAUCGUGCUUGACUCCCACUAUUGGCUUAGCCAGCGCCUGCUCUACAUCGCCAAGACGGAAGACCCCGACUACCAAACCGUCCUCAUAAAAUUUGUGCGAGGGUACUCAGCCGAGUUGCAUGCGUUUUGUGCUGACUCCGACCACGCGCCACGCUUCCUUGCUUUUGAAAAGCUUCCGGGUGGGUGGCUGGCAGUUGCGAUGGAAUACAUCUCAAGCGGUGUCACAAUAACGACAGCCACCUCGUCCCAGCUCGCCUCAUGCAGAGAACACUGGGCAUCACAACUGUGGAAGCUUGUUAAAUCCUUUCACGAUAGCGGCUUCGUCCAUGGAGACCUGCACGACCCAAAUAUCAUCUGUGACGACAAGGACAGGGUGCUGCUAAUUGACUUUGAUUGGAGUGGCAAGGAGGGGCAAGUGUCUUACCUGACUCCCAACCUCAACGAAGAGCUACUUGCAGGACGAACACUAGGCGACCUGAAAAUUACGAAAGGUGACAAUGAGCGUGUCUUACAGAGGACACUAGAUAAGCUUAAAAUGUAG